Molecule: messenger RNA, 1554 nt
Organism: Seminavis robusta
Lineage: Eukaryota; Bacillariophyta; Bacillariophyceae; Naviculales; Naviculaceae
Source: the annotation of a GenBank genome assembly
AUGAUGGAAACAACCAACAAGAAGAGUCAGGCAGAAGAUGGAGCAGAAGAGCUUAAUGCUGGUAAUGAUGCAGCCAAUGUGGAUCAGCAGCAAGCUGCUUCAGGCGUGGAUGAGGGAAACUUUUCUGCAUUGCUACCGGUAGAUGAAGCCACGUUGGAGGGGACAGGUGGAGACAGUGAAGCGGAGGGAAAGGAAGCUGACCCGGUUGCAGCCAGCGUGGGUGACAGCAGUGCUGCAGCUUCUGAUCCUACGCGUUUCCCGUUUAAGCUCCACAGAAUGUUAUCAGAGAUAGAAACAGGGUCGCUUGGAAUGGAAGGCAUUGUCUCUUGGCAGCCUCACGGACGAUGUUUCAUGAUCAGGGACAAGAAAGCUUUCACGGAUACGGUCAUGCCCAAGUACUUUUACCAGCUCAAGUAUGUGAGCUUUCAAAGACAACUGAAUCUCUAUGGCUUCAAAAAGAUCUAUGGUCAAGGACCUGACAAGGGUGCAUACUAUCAUGAACUCUUUCUUCGUGGCAAAUCGGAAGUUGCCGGAUCCAUUCAGCGCGUGAAACCCGCCAAGGGAUCAGACAGGACCAAAGGAAAGUCGGAAGAGCCAGAGAUUAAUUUCUACGCAUUGCCGCCCCUUGAUGACAAGGCCAUAUUUUGCCUGGAAGAACGAGAAAAGAUGCUUCUCGAAGAGAAAGCGUCGCCAAAGUCAAAAUCGAAGGGUUCCAAGCGACGCAAGAGCAGGGCAAGCUUGAAGUCGACGGGGAGCGGCAACAGCCCAGCACAACAAGAGACAAAGGAGGAGAGUUCUUCCGCCGGCCUAGUGGAACCAACUCCAUUGCGCGGUGUUGCCGUCUCGGCUGGGGAGAGCCUCGGGGCCCUGUCAGCGCACGCCGGAGGAUCUCUCCCUCCCAUGGAGGCCAAUCUGGCCAACAGUGCUUCUUUGUCUUCCACAUUCCCCAACCCAAGUGGCCACGGCUUGGGCUCACAACAACCCUUUGACAUUCAACAUGUUCAACAGUUACCACCGCAUGCACAAUCCCUGAUGCGGCAGCACAUGGGUAGCAACAUGCCUACUACUGGCAACAGCAACCAAGCAUCAUCUGUUGCAGCCGCAGCCGGCGCAAACCCCUUUGGGAUGAUGAAUCAUCCAUUAUUUGGAAACUUGCAGCAACAACAAGAACAAGGUGCCAUUCAGUCCUUACAGUCGGCCCAGGAACAAAUGGCGGCUCUUUUGGGCGGAGGCGACAACAGUCACGCCGCUGCUCAUCAGUUGAGCGAUUUGGAACCAACUCCCAUAAAACCAGGCAUGCAACAGUUGCUUCCAUCCAUGUCCGCAACGGAACAAUCUUCCAACUUUUUUCAACAGCAACAGAGAAUUCUCCAUCAACUGCAAAAUCAGUCGGGAUUGUCCGGAGUACCGCAAAGGCUGGAACAGCAACAACCGCAACCAGGGCAACAGCAAGGGCAAAAUCAAGAUGCACAGACUGAUUUGCAGUUUCCUUCUCCGCAAGGAGGAGGCGGAGAGGGAGGUCCCAAUGCUAAUAAUAAUUCCUGGAUGGGAUAG